Aspergillus campestris IBT 28561 is the source of this 1071-nucleotide messenger RNA. RefSeq names its product trafficking protein particle complex subunit 5. Lineage: Eukaryota; Fungi; Ascomycota; Eurotiomycetes; Eurotiales; Aspergillaceae. The transcript has 3 exons. Gene Ontology annotation, biological process: endoplasmic reticulum to Golgi vesicle-mediated transport. Gene Ontology annotation, cellular component: TRAPPIII protein complex; TRAPPII protein complex; TRAPPI protein complex. The coding region runs from base 217 to 936 and encodes 239 amino acids. The record is from RefSeq and is a predicted model, not a curated record.
GUCAAUUCUACACGCCUACUCAGUCCUACUCAAUCCUACCCUCUCUUAAUUACUUAGAUAUAAUUAACCUCUGCCGCACACCUGUACAGAAAUCUCUCUACACCCCGACCGCCAUGCAAGAUACAUAACAACAGCCAUCCCACCAUCGUCCCUCUGCAUCGCGGCCCCCAAGACAUCCAACCCACCUCCUGCACACCACCACACACAACAGCCAACAUGUCGCAACCACGGCAUAAUACCAUGCUGUCUCUCAGCAGAACGGCCUCCAACACCCCCUCCCCAGCGGAGAAACACCAUCAACACCACCCCUCCCAGCAGAUCCAAUCCGCGCCCCUGUCCAGUCCCAGUCCCGGCCUGCGCGUCCCCUCCAACCGCAAAACCAUCUAUGACCGACACCUGAACCGCAGCCGCAAUAGCGAGCUCAGCCGUGCCUCCUUCGCCUUCCUCUUUGGAGAAAUGGUGACUUAUGCCCAGCGUCGUGUGACGGGAAUCCAGGAUUUGGAGAAGCGAUUAAACGAACAAGGAUACCCCCUCGGACUCCGUCUCCUCGACCUCCUCUUCUACCGCACCAUCUCCAGCUCGACCUCCUCCGCCCUCUCCAGCUCCUCCUCCACCUCCGCCUCUCCCCCAACCGACCCCUCCGCAUCCUGCCCCUCCUGCACCUCAUCCACGACUCCCAACGAGUACAUGAUCACCGACAAUGACCCGAUGGUCAACACCUACAUCAGCGUACCCCGCGAGAUGAGCAUGCUCAACUGCGCCGCCUACGUCGCCGGUAUCAUCGAGGGCGUCUGCGACGGCUGUGGUUUCGAGACUAAGGUUACGGCCCAUAAUCAACCGACGGAGUUGUGGCCCGGUCGGACCAUCUUCUUGCUUCGCUUUGGGGACAGUGUUAUGGAGAGGGAGAAGGUGUUGGAGCGGGCGGGCGUUAAAUAGUUUAUUUUCUUUCUUUCGCCUAGGUCUGUAUGUGUGGUACUUAUUCAUGGCUGGAGUAAUAUCCUUUCUUUAGCCCGUGCCGCCCUAUCAAUAAAUACAGAACAGCUGGUCCAUCGGCUUGUAUGCAACCCUUUA